Molecule: messenger RNA, 628 nt
Organism: Monopterus albus (swamp eel)
Lineage: Eukaryota; Metazoa; Chordata; Actinopteri; Synbranchiformes; Synbranchidae
Gene: cav4a
Product: caveolin 4a
Exons: 3
Coding region: 1-543 (180 amino acids)
Biological process (GO): cell differentiation; regulation of cytosolic calcium ion concentration; caveola assembly
Cellular component (GO): caveola; sarcolemma; focal adhesion
Molecular function (GO): molecular adaptor activity
Source: RefSeq, a predicted model, not a curated record
AUGAUGAAAGGGGAAGAUUCCGAGGAAGUAGAGAUUGACUUGGGGGACCCUGAUGAUAAUGGGGAGGAACCUCAGACAUUGUGGAAAGUGCCUGUUCCUCUGGACGAAGAGGAGAACAUUCAUACAACUUCGCAAGUGGAAAUCAGUGAUACCAAGCCUCUGAUUAAUGCCAGAGACCCCCGAGGUAUCAAUGACUGCCUCAAGGUGGCGUUUGAGGAUGUGAUUGCUGAGCCAGUGUCUGUGCGCAGUGGAGACAGAGUGUGGAUCUGGAGCAACGCCCUCUUUGAGGUGUCGAGGAUUUGGAUCUACAGGAUAGUCACAGUGCUUCUGGCCAUUCCCAUGUCAGUUAUUUCUGGUCUCCUCUUUGCCACCCUCAGCUGCCUCCACAUCUGGAUGGUUAGUCCUGGUAUCAAGUAUAUCCUUAUUGGCACCUGCUGGCUGCAGAACUUAUGGGACAUUUUACUGGAUGUCAUUGUGCGUCCCUUCUUCACAAGCACUGGCAGAUGCUGUGGAAGCUUCAGCAUUCACCUGGCCAAAGAAUGAGACACUACACAUGACAAGAACAUCCACACUGGGCUUGUUAGUUAAGCACACCAUGUUCUUGUGGACUCACUUCUAGUGGGCAUUG